GCUAUUUAACCUAUUUUCAUCAAGGGGUCUCUUUGGCCAAAGAGUGACUCUUUGGUGGUUUCUUUUCCUUUAACAGGCUUAGCUGUCCUCCAUUGUGCCUGAUCACUGAGCAGAAAUGCAGAAAUUACUAUCAAGCUAUCCCAUCUGACUGGUGCAUGUUUAUCACCCCCCUUUCCUUCCUUCUCCUUUUCUUUGAUGACAGAUCUGGAAGCAAACCUGUGCAGAGUAAUGGGCAGUGCUGGCCAAGGCCUGACUGCUCUGCCACAUAGCCGAGUCUGCUUUGAGGAUCCUGUGCUGUUUUUGGGCUUGGAGAAAAUACCCGGGGCUCAAAACCCUGACAGCCGGAGCUGGAAGUCCCUUGACAGUCCAAGCCCCCCUGCCACACCUGAGCAAACCCUACCUGCCUUCUGCCUGCAGUACUUUGACAUGCUCUACCCAGAUGACUGCACUUGGGUCCCAAAAGGUCUUGGGGAGAGUCAACAGCCCAACAGCCAAGGAGGGAGGGCAGAGGUGCCCAAAGAACCAGAGCAGUGCCCAAUCAUUGACAGUCAAGGUUUGAGCCUCACACCUGAAAUGGACUACUCAGCCAGCCUUCACCUGGAGGAACACUCCCUGGAGCAAGUGCAAAGUAUGGUGGUGGGCGAAGUCCUCAAGGACAUUGAAACAGCUUGCAAGCUUCUCAAUAUUGCUGCAGACCCAGCAGACUGGAGUCCAGGAAAUGUCCAGAAAUGGAUUUUAUGGACAGAACACCAGUACCGGUUGCCCCAGAUUGGGAAAUCAUUCCAGGAUCUGUCUGGAAAAGAUCUGUGUGCCAUGUCUGAGGAGCAGUUUCGUCAGCGCUCCCCAGCCUGUGGUGAUGUUUUGCAUGCUCAUCUGGAUAUUUGGAAAUCAGCUGCCUGGAUGAAGGAGAAAGCUGCCCCUGGAGAGAUGCAUUAUUGUGGGAAUGAAGAGAACUGGACAGACAGCGAAGUGGAUUCAUCCUGUUCAGGCCAGCCCAUUCACUUAUGGCAGUUUCUAAAGGAGCUUCUGCUGAAGCCACAUAACUAUGGUCGCUUCAUUCGUUGGCUUAAUAAGGAAAAAGGCAUAUUUAAGAUAGAAGAUUCUGCUCAGGUGGCUCGUCUAUGGGGAAUCCGGAAGAACCGGCCUGCCAUGAACUACGACAAGCUGAGCCGCUCUAUUCGACAAUAUUAUAAGAAAGGGAUCAUUAGGAAACCAGAUAUCUCACAGCGCCUUGUCUACCAAUUUGUACAUCCUGUUUGAAAAGCAGAGCAAGUGGAACAAAUUCAGAAACACUGACUACCUUGUGGGCUGGAGGAUAACUGGCAUAGAACCCCCCUUCUCCUCUGCAAUAUUUUAACAUAGAAGAGUUCAAGUGCUGGACAGGAGGCUGGAAACCCAUUUGAUUUGUCCACUGAUCUUUAGAGACGUGUGCUUUGACGAAGUGUGGGAAAAGAGAAACAAAUAUACUUUUUUUCAAGAUAAAAUGGAAAAAGAAGUAACUGCUAUGAAACGAAGUUUUGUGCAUAGGACAUUUUCAUAUACAGUAUAGAUAGAUUUCUGUCUCUCUAGCUCCAUCCUAUGGGAAGCCAAGAGAAUAUGGGGAAUUGGUGGAAAUUGAGGGAGAAUGGUGGUGGGAUUAUUCAGUAGGUGUGUUUCUUCUUUUUCUUUGAAGUUCUUGUAAGAAGCACAGGAACAAUGUUUGUUCAAAGAAGCAAGGGAACAAUUUUUGAAACUUUGCUACAUCUACAUUGUAGAACAAAUCAUAUGAACCAGGUGUUGUCUGGGAACUUUUGGGUUGGUGGACUGUAUUGUUUCUUGUUCCAUAGUUUUGCAUGGAAAUCUUAUAAGCUGCCUUAAUGUUUCCAUCCCCUUAGCUAUCUUUUCCUUUCCAUUAACAAGUAAACUCUCAAGAGUGCACUGUGAGACAAGAAAUCACUUCAGUAAAUUUGGCAUGGCAGGUUGCAAUCUGACUGAUUUGAUCAUUCUUCCGAAAGACCUUUUAAAUCUUGGCACAAUGGUUGGGUGUGUGAUUGAUGUUUUUGGAUAUAAACUAGAAGUAAUUCUUUAGGUUCCAAUAUAAUGUUUUAAAGGAUAAUUCAGAAUUUAUUUGGCAAUACAAUAAUGUGGUCUUGAUGAGAACAGAAUGUGGCUCCCCAGUUUAGCUCAAGAUAACAGGCCAGGUGGUCUAUCCAGGUUUUUUUGUAUUUGCAGACCAGAUACAUUCUCAUAUACAUGGUGAAUGUAAUAGUAGAGCAGUGAUUGCUUCUACUAUUGUUAGUAAAGGGAUGGAGCCGCCCAUUUGCAGUGUAUGAAUCAACCUUACUUGAGAAAAAAGACAAUAGGGCCAUGUACAGCAGCCUUCUGCCAGGGCUCAUGUUGACCCAAGGCUAGAACACUUUGGCUCCUGUGUGCCUUUUGAGGCCAAUUGGCUGAGCAUCUGAGCACUGCUGAGCAAAACAGAGCCAUUGCCAGGCUGUAUAGAAUAAGGUUCUGGCAAACACAGAGGUUACUCUGGGGUACUAACAGUACCUGGCCCCAUGCACUGAUCUCUGAGGAAUGACAACCAUCAUGACAAAGUAGGAUUGCUGCUGUUGUUGACUUUCUCACAAUAUACUACAGGUAGUGGCAGUAGUGCAGUAGCAUGGAGAUGGAAAUUGCCUCCCAACCCCACCAGGUGAUUUGAUUAAUCAUUCUCUGUCUCUCCAACAAUGUCGGCUCCGCACCUAUAAAAUAUGGUCGAACUAUGCCAAAUUAGGCCAGCCGUGGGGACUUUGGAAAGCAAUGGUUCUGAAUGUUAAGAUGAACAAAGUUACCAAGCACAUUGUGGCAUGUGGGGAGGAAAGAGUGAGAGGAGAUGGAUUGUCCACCAGAUCCUCUACAACACAUGUAGAUUUUUUUUUUCACUGGCAGCUUCCUCCUGGGAAAUAAUAGUCAAGGCCAGCAAAGCAUACAGGACAGACUGGAGCUGAUUUUAGUAGGAGAAAGCAAAUGCAACAGUUAUGGGGAAAACAAAUCAUGACGAAGAUAGUCCAAAUAUUUGCGAAAUGUACGUACAGUGGGAAAUGGUUGCAAAGUUUGGAGUUCAGUUUGAAUUUGUAAUAUUGCUAUGCUUUGUUGUUAUAUGCAGUCAAAUCAACUCUGAAAUAUGCUGACUCUUAUCCUAGGAUUAAUAUUAUUUUUGCAAUAUUCAGAAGAGGUUGCCUUUACCUUCGUCUGAAUAUGACCUGGUAUCCCUGUUUCUUUUAGCAUUCAAGAUCAGACAGGAUCUGAUGCCUCCAGAGUAUUAAUACAGAGCACCCUUCCAUUAAUCCAGCUUACUUUCUAUUAUUCCUAGUCCUAGUGUUCUUUUCUGGUCAAUGUUUGAUGUUUGUACUGCUCAACCUUUAAAUAGUUUACAAGCUACUAUAAGGUAGACCUGCCAGCCAGCACAGCAAGUGUUUGAAUAUUGUGAGAAGUGCAAUCUAGUGCAUCUGGGAAGUACCAGUAUUGUGGAGGCUGAUCUAAAUUAGUGAGGGCUUCCAUGCAACUAAUUUCCUCUUCCUCCUUUCCAUUCUUAGCACCCUUUUUUUAAAAAAAAAAAUUAAAAAUAGCUGAGAUGCAAUGGAAAACAAAUUGGUAAAAAUGAUGUACAUGAUGUUAAAGACAAAGUGCACACUAGGCAAUGUUUUGAAAUGCUUUCAUAGUUUUAUGUAAUGCAUCUUAAAUAUAGAAAUUAUAUUCCAAAUAUUCCUCAAUCCAAUUUAGCAGCAAGUCUCCUUUGCAGUCCAGGUAAAAUGCCUCUCAAUAGCUGCCUAUUUUGGCUUUUUCUUUUUCUUGGUUUGUAAAAUAAUUUAUAUUUAAGAAGCUGGUGGUAAGAUUCCUUCUUUGAUAUGGCCCAUGGGAGCAUUUUAUUUGUGUGUAGAAUCAUAUAAUCAUAGUUGGAAGAGACCACAAAGGCCAUCCAGUGCAAUCCCCUGCCAUGCAAGAAUACAUAAUCAAACACUCCCAAUAGAUGGCCAUCCAGCCUCUGCUUAAAAACCUCCAGGGAGAAAAAUCAAUGCUGCCAAUUUUGUUUUGGAAGUAUGCACAAUUGAUAAUCCCCCUAUUUGUAACUUAGAGAUGUACAGAUUGUAGUUUUUCUCGUGUCUUUGUGGUGUAUAACUGGGAAAUGGAUGGGCAAGCAUCUGGUAAACAAAGAAGCUGCCGGUGAGUAUAAUAAAUGCUUGAGCCAAACUGAGCCUAUUAUCUGCCAUAAUAAAAACCAACCAGAUUUUCUUUCUUUA
Messenger RNA from Anolis carolinensis (green anole), 4262 nucleotides. It is a transcript of the gene spdef, whose product is annotated as SAM pointed domain containing ETS transcription factor. The transcript is spliced from 5 exons. Gene Ontology annotation, molecular function: sequence-specific DNA binding; DNA-binding transcription factor activity, RNA polymerase II-specific. Gene Ontology annotation, cellular component: nucleus. The coding region runs from base 196 to 1260 and encodes 354 amino acids. Lineage: Eukaryota; Metazoa; Chordata; Lepidosauria; Squamata; Anolidae. The record is from RefSeq and is a predicted model, not a curated record. Gene Ontology annotation, biological process: regulation of transcription by RNA polymerase II; cell differentiation.